Molecule: messenger RNA, 367 nt
Organism: Trypanosoma cruzi
Lineage: Eukaryota; Euglenozoa; Kinetoplastea; Trypanosomatida; Trypanosomatidae
Product: casein kinase, putative
Exons: 1
Biological process (GO): peptidyl-serine phosphorylation; signal transduction; endocytosis
Cellular component (GO): nucleus; cytoplasm
Molecular function (GO): protein serine/threonine kinase activity; ATP binding
Source: RefSeq, a predicted model, not a curated record
AUGAGCUUAGAGCUUCGAGUGGGUAACCGCUUCCGCCUCGGCCAGAAGAUUGGGGCGGGGUCGUUCGGCGAGAUCUUCCGCGGCACAAACAUGCAGACGGGCGAGACCGUGGCCAUCAAGCUGGAGCAGGCGAAGACGCGCCAUCCACAGCUUGCCUUUGAGGCCCGAUUCUACCGCAUUCUCAACGCAGGCGGCGGGGUCGUGGGCAUCCCCAACAUUCUUUUUUAUGGCGUGGAGGGCGAGUUCAACGUGAUGGUGAUGGACCUGCUGGGACCCUCGCUCGAGGACCUUUUCAGCUUCUGUGAUAGGAAGCUGUCGCUGAAGACGACGCUGAUGCUGGCGGAGCAGAUGAUUGCGCGCAUCGAGU